CUUGUGUUGCUCCUUCUUUCAGACUCUCCGUGGAAAGUGCAUCUGUCAAACGUCAGCCCCGAGAUGACAGGCGUCACCGUGCGUGGCCUGACCCCGGCCCGCACCUACCAGUUCAGAGUGUGCGCCGUGAACCACGUGGGCAAAGGCCAGUACAGCGCCGAGACCAGCAGGUUGAUGCUACCUGAAGAACCACCCAGUGCUCCCCCAAAAAAUAUCGUGGCCAGUGGGCGCACCAAUCAGUCCAUCAUGGUCCAGUGGCAGCCGCCCCCGGAAACAGAGCACAACGGGGUGCUGCGGGGGUACAUCCUCAGGUACCGCCUGGCUGGCCUCCCGGGGACGCACCAGCAGAGGAACAUCACCAGCCCGGAGGUCAGCUACUGCCUGGUGACAGAGCUGAUCGUCUGGACCCAGUAUGAGAUUCAGGUGGCUGCGUACAACGGGGCGGGCCUGGGCGUCUUCAGCCGAGCGGUGACCGAGUACACCUUACAAGGCG
Vicugna pacos (alpaca) is the source of this 493-nucleotide messenger RNA. Lineage: Eukaryota; Metazoa; Chordata; Mammalia; Artiodactyla; Camelidae. The record is from RefSeq and is a predicted model, not a curated record.